Molecule: messenger RNA, 565 nt
Organism: Lathyrus oleraceus (garden pea)
Lineage: Eukaryota; Viridiplantae; Streptophyta; Magnoliopsida; Fabales; Fabaceae
Exons: 4
Coding region: 1-507 (168 amino acids)
Source: RefSeq, a predicted model, not a curated record
AUGACUAUUAUCUUAAACUCAACAAGAAUUGUCUUACUUGUGAGUGGAAAUAUGUUGCUUUCUAAUGGAGAAGACCAGACUCAGCUGCUGCCUUCAGAAACUGAAACUCAGGUUUCAAACUCUGAUUUAGUUGAAGGGUUAUUACCGGUUUCAAAAGUUUACACUGAUGUGGCUGUUGUUCCUGAGAAACAAAACAACGAGAUUCAACACUUGAUAUCCAAUUUACAAAGAGAGGUUGAGGAACUGAGGCUGAAGCAGAGAGUAGUGGAUGGAAAGAGGAGACAAGCAUUGAGUAAGAUAUUGGAUAUCAAAGGGAGCAUUAAGUGUUUUGUAGGAUUCGACCGAAUCUUUCGAAAGAGAAGAGAAGAAAUUAUGAACCUGUAUCAGCUGAAUCAGAGAGAGUUCGAGUUAAGUUUGGUGGGACAAGGAAAGAGUAUGCGUUUGAUAAGGUUUUUCAUCAAGAUACAACUCAAGAAAGUGUUUUUGUUGAAGUGGAGCCAAUUCUAAGAUCUGCAAUGGACGGGCACAAUGUGUGCAUUUUCGCUUAUGGUCAAACCGGCACAGG